UGUUAGUCAACACAGAAAAAAUAAAAUUCUUAUUAAGAUAUCGAUUUAAUACCCUUGAAUAUCGUCAUCAUUUAAACAACGUAAUUGCAUCCCUAUGGGCCGGAUAAUUGGUGUAGUUAUGGCAUUGAUUCAGAGGCCAGGAAGAGCUUUAGCGUGCACAAACGUCAGAAAUAUCAAAGCAUCUUCUUCAGUAAACUACGGGCGGGUCUAUUGUAUAUUUUACUGUCUUCCUUUUGAAGAUAUUUUAAGCGAAGCUUGAGAUUAUAAAAAGGCGUUCAGUGCUGCAAAUCACAAUCAUAAACACCGAACACAACAGUCAUAAAUAUCAGAGAAGAAAUUGGAAAUUCUUAAAUAUUAAGUGAAAGAUGAGCGACAACAAAACCGCAAUUCUUGCUAACAAUCAACGCUAUCUUGCUUUACGAAACGUCUUUGGAAGAUUAACCAUAAUAGCUGAUGGAGAGCCAGGAUCGGCUAACGAAAUAGAAGUUCAAUUCAUCAUCGACCGAGGUACAAACUUCAACGUUAUUGCUAAUGGAGCAAGUAACACGAUCGUUCGAAUUCGACCAGCGUCUAACAACGGCAAAUAUAUCGCCGUUGACGGUUCGUCGAUUGUUUUAAAGGAUGUGCCAAAUUCUUUAGCUAUAAACGAUUCUUCGUUUGAUUUCUAUGAAGAAAAUGUUGCUGGGCAGUUCGAUACUGUUCGGUUUGUUCAUAGAGUUUCUCGGAGCUAUUUGACUCUUCAACGUGGUACAAAUCAGCUUGUCCUACAGCCCCCCUCGUCAGACAGAAACGCUUGGAUGCGCUUGAGAAAUAUAGAAAACAACAUAAGUUUAUUUCGAGCUGAGAUUACAGAGAGCGUGUACGUGGGGGAAAAAUUGGAAAAUGAAUUAUCCAGUGAAAUUUCAUACGAAAUCUUCAGCAACAGCGAAGAAUGAAAGGGUCGUAGUCGACGUGAAAAAGCGCUUUUACCAUGGAACUUUUGAUAGUUUUUUUUAAUGAAAUUUAUCUAUUUAUUGCUGUUUAUUUAGUUAGCAUAUUAAUAUUCCAACAUAAUUUGUAUAAAUAUAUCGAAGGGAUUUAUAUAAUAAUUUAAAUUUAUUUAUUUUAGCGCGAAUAUUUGUAUAAAAGUUGUCAAAUAAUUUUAAUGUGUAUUUAUUGAGAUUCAUACAACGUUUUUAAAAUUUUUAUGAAUAAAAUACAUUUUUUGAAAGAAA
Xenia sp. Carnegie-2017 is the source of this 1214-nucleotide messenger RNA. RefSeq lists its product as uncharacterized. Lineage: Eukaryota; Metazoa; Cnidaria; Anthozoa; Malacalcyonacea; Xeniidae. The record is from RefSeq and is a predicted model, not a curated record. The transcript is spliced from 3 exons. Bases 366 to 935 code for a protein of 189 amino acids.